Messenger RNA from Prorocentrum cordatum, 1044 nucleotides. The record is from the annotation of a GenBank genome assembly. Lineage: Eukaryota; Dinophyceae; Prorocentrales; Prorocentraceae.
AUGGCGGCGAAGGUCAAGUCAUACGUGGAGUCCGUGGGCCUCGCGGUCCACAAGGAGGAGGAGGGCGAGGGGCUCGAGUCUUUGGGAGCUGUCCUGACGGGCCGUCCAUAUGUCAUUGGGUCGUGCCCGUUGAAGACUUGUCGCCUGGCCCCCGUGACUCUCGCCUUGGUGGAGAGACCCUACUGGACAGCGGCCAUGUUGGAGCGCCUCGUCGGGCUCUGGGCUCGGACGGCGGCGCGGGCCGAGCUCGCCGCUGCCGCCUACUGCGCCCCGCUCAUGGUCACCUACCUGGAGUCGCUCUGGGCCCGCCAGGCCUUCACGACCGACUCUAACGACGUAGGCUACGGGGUUGCCGUCACCCAGGAGGACGCCUGGCAGGAGGGCUGCGGCGGCUACGCCCACGACAUCGACGAGUUGGCGCAGGCCGCGGCCCCAGUCACGCGUGGCCCGAGCGGGCGGGCGUUCCGCUUCCUCUACCUCUUCGCGGGGGUUCGGCGGCCAGGAGACCUCGAGGAACACCUACGGCGGCGCGCGAAGAGCGCUGGCAUCCUCAUCGAGGUCUGGUCCCUGGACGCGAUCAUCGACCCGAAGCGCGACCGUACCGACCCCGAGUUUCUGAGCGUCAUCGCGAGGCUCGUCGACAAGGGCUACUUCCAUGGGGUGCUGGCAUCACCCCCGCGCUCGACCUGGAGCCGCGCCCGUUUUCGAGGUCAUGAGCCCCGCCCUCUGCGCACACAUGCGGAGCCAUGGGAGCGCGCAGACAUCAGGCUGACCUCAUGGGAGCGGCGGCAGCUCGAGCUGGAGACCAAGUCGCUCAUGACGGCGCUGACGGUGAUCCGCGCGGUCUGCACGGCCGGUGGGGCUGGCCUGUCGGAGCGCCCGUCCGACCCAGGAGAGCCGCCCUACCCGUCGAUCUGGGACCUCGUGGAGUUGAAGGACCUCGUCAAAGAUUUUGGAGGAUGGGUCAACUACCUGGACCACGUGCCGCUACGGCGCCCCCUCCAAGACGCCGACCACGGUCGGCAUCUUCGGCACAUUCGACAG